Orbicella faveolata is the source of this 1113-nucleotide messenger RNA. RefSeq names its product piggyBac transposable element-derived protein 4-like. Lineage: Eukaryota; Metazoa; Cnidaria; Anthozoa; Scleractinia; Merulinidae. The record is from RefSeq and is a predicted model, not a curated record.
AUGGCAUCUCAUCGUAGCUAUACAAGUGAAGAAGCUCUAGCCGAAAUAUUUGCCCAUCCGGACUCAGAUUUUGAUGGUGGGAGAAGUUCUGCUGAAAGCUACGCAGAGGAAUAUCUCCCAGAAAACACACAGCCAUCUGAAAGUGAUGAAAGCGAUGAAUUGAGCGAAAAUGACUAUCAAGAGAAUACACCCGGACCUGCACGUGGACGUGCUCAUGGACGGGCUCGGCAGCGCAAUGGCGCUGCAGAAGGCAGUGCUAGAAGAAACCAACAACAGGAAGACGCAUCGUUAGAACUGCAGUGGACUUCAAAUGAUCGGCAAUCACGCAUUCCUGCAUUUACUGCUCGCUCAGAUAACAGUAGAUAUGAUGCAAAUGAUCCAAAGCAUGACAGAUUAUACAAGGUGAGGCCUGUUGUCGAAUAUCUGGUGUCAAAGUUCAAGAGUGUUUACAUUCCGGAGGAGCAAUUACUGCUAUGGAAAGGGAGGCUUGUGUUCAAGCAGUACAUUCCACUAAAGAGAGCAAGAUUUGGCAUCAAGAUGUUUAGCCUCUGUGAAACCACAGGCUACCUCUGGAACUCAUAUGUAUACCUUGGGAAAGAGCCAGAUGCUGCAGCUGGUGAUCAGCAACUAAUACAUAGGCUUGGUAGGAGUGGUGCUGUUAUCCCCCGACAGAUGGAAGGCCCUCUAGGGAAAGGCUACAAACUCUUUGUUGAUAACUGGUACACAAGUGAAGAACUGUUUUCCUACCUUUAUGACAAUGACACUGCAGCCUGUGGAACUGCUAGGAAGAAUAGGCUAAAGUUACCAGCUUCCCUCAAGACACCUCCACUAGCAAAAGGAGAGCACGCUUUCAGAAGGAAAGAUGACAUGCUGGCUGUGCGACUGAAUGACAAGAAAGAGAUUUAUUUCUUGUCCACAAUGCAUAAAGCAAAUGUAGUAGACACUGGGAAGAGAGACAGGCAUGGGAAUAAUGUGAGAAAAUUGCAGUUGGUCAAUGACUAUAAUAAAUACAUGGGGGGUGUGGAUCGCAAUGACGAGUUGAUUGGCACCUACUGCAGUGUGAGAAAGAGCAUGAACUGGACAAAGAAACUAGCAUUUCAUUUCAUUUCAUAG